AUGGACGAAAAUAGGAAUGAACAUUAUGGAUAUUUCGAACAAAAGCCUUCAAAAUGGGAUAUUAUAGAAUUUUUAGAGCAAUAUGACCUUGAGCCGUACAGCAAAAAAAUGGAUCGAUACAUUAAGUGCCUCAGAUAUAUUGCUCGUGUGAAAAAUAGUGAUGUGACAAGGACCUAUGAUUCGCUCCUGGUGCUUGAUUAUUUAAGGCCAUUCGCGAAUCAAUUCUACGAUGUGUUGCCAGGUUCUUCUAUAGGAAUGGUAUACGAUGAUGCUAAUAAGUUUUAUCAAGAACUUGAAAAUACAGGGACAAAACUUUUGGAUAAGGCUCUUGAUACACUUUUUAAAAUAUCAGCCACUGCUUCUAGUUCAAACAAAGGGUUUAUCGUCUUUAAUAUGCUUGGUUGGAAUAGAACUGAAGUUGUUGAAGUUCCUGUGUGUAGUGGUUUGGAUACCUUGGCCCAAUAUACAGAGGAUAAAAAAUCGAAUAUGUAUUUAGUAAGCAAUAUCAAAGAUGUGGUUGGAAUGGGAUCCCAAAGUGUUUAUAUUCGGGAUAGUUUGGAUGUGACUCAAGUUACUGGUGCCUCAGAUGUAUUGCUUGAGGUGAGCAAAAAAAGAGAAAAGAAAAGGCAGAAGAACUUCUCAGAAGAUAAGUAA
Molecule: messenger RNA, 654 nt
Organism: Dentiscutata erythropus
Lineage: Eukaryota; Fungi; Glomeromycota; Glomeromycetes; Diversisporales; Gigasporaceae
Source: the annotation of a GenBank genome assembly